AUGGAUACGUGUUACAAUGUUUAAGCUUAAAAGUCGUAUUGCAUACGUGAUGAGGGGUAGCCGCGUGUAAGUGGCGCACCGUCUAGAACAAGCCAUAUGCAUGGGGCUAAAGCUACACGACCGACGCAUCCGUGAAUUUUGAUCAUGACGAUUGCCGCUGCCUAAUGCACUGCCGUUGGUAUACGAGUAAUACGGUGACAACUUUAAAAAAGGAACGAAAGUACGCGCUUGUCCAGCAGUUAUGAUUCAUUCGUCGAGAUGAUAAUCUCAAUCAGAUAACUUCCAUCUACUCGUUUUCUUCAUCAUCAUGAGAGUCACAAUCGCCGCAGCUGGUACUAGAACAGGUGCAGCCACCAUUCAAUCAUUAAUAAAAAAAGAAACAGCAAACACCGAGAUCUACACGUGCUACCGCAAUCUCGCCAAGGUGCCCGAUGCGUUCAAGGAGUAUCCGGGCUUCCAUGCUGUCCAAGCUGAUGUCAACGACAAGUCUUCUCUUGAUUUUGCCGGAUCGCACUCCGUGCUAGCCAUGACGCCGCCAGUGUUUGAAAAUAGUCACGAGCAGUCACGCACUGUCUGCACCAACAUCAAAGAGGCUGUGGAAAAGUCGGGCACGGUAAAGCGCCUGAUUCUUCUGAGCAGCAAGGGCGCAGAGUUUGAGAGUGGCGUUGGCGAAAUCCAUACCAACCAUCUGGCGGAGCAGACGCUCAAGGACACAAACGUGGAGGAGCUCCUCUUUGUCAGACCUUGCUAUUUCAUGGAUAACUGGACCGAGAUGACUGAAACUCUCCAAGGCGAUGAGCCUUUCUUCAUGUCAUCCAUCACACCCAUUGAUUACAAGUUUCCCAUGGUUGCCAACCAGGACAUUGGAACGGCGCUCGCCAUGGGCCUCACGUCCAGCUACGCCCCGCCAAAGAAGCCGUACAUCUUUGAAUUGCACGGGCCAGAAGAUUACAGUCCUGCAGACGUGCAAGCUGCCUUUGCUGCUGCACUGGGCAAACCCGUCAAGAUCCAACCCAUUGAGAAGGCAGACCUGGCUGGCUUCUUUAGCGAAUUCCUCCCGCCCAACGUGGUGCCAUCCUAUGUGGAAAUGACGGAGAGCAUCCUCCCAGAUGGUCGCAUUGGUGAAUCAGCUUCCUCGUCUGAAAAUGGUCCUGAUAUUGUCAGAGGAAAGACUAGUUUGAAUGAUGCUAUGAAGCAUGCGCUGGCUGGUACGGUGUAAGUCAACCCGUUACCCUACAGGGAGCCCAUCGCGGUGGCGGCGGUUCUUACGGCACGUAAUAUGUAAUAUGCAAGCUUAAAUUUCAUAAUUGGUUAACCCGUCAUAAUAUAUUAACUGUGAUAACGGUUUAAA
Messenger RNA from [Torrubiella] hemipterigena, 1351 nucleotides. NCBI's taxonomy places the organism in Eukaryota, Fungi, Ascomycota, Sordariomycetes, Hypocreales, Clavicipitaceae. The record is from the annotation of a GenBank genome assembly.